This is a messenger RNA of Colletotrichum spaethianum, 1089 nucleotides long. Its product is annotated as lactose permease. Gene Ontology annotation, biological process: transmembrane transport; carbohydrate transport. The record is from RefSeq and is a predicted model, not a curated record. Gene Ontology annotation, molecular function: carbohydrate:proton symporter activity. NCBI's taxonomy places the organism in Eukaryota, Fungi, Ascomycota, Sordariomycetes, Glomerellales, Glomerellaceae. The transcript is spliced from 4 exons. The coding region runs from base 1 to 1089 and encodes 362 amino acids. Gene Ontology annotation, cellular component: membrane.
AUGUGGCCCGUCGGUGCUCUUGUUGCUAGCAGCGCUGCUCGUGGCAGCCUCGAUUACGGUGGACACACGAGCUGGGCGGUUCCUGUCGGUCUCCAGGCUAUGUUCCCCGGCAUCAUCUGUCUCGCAGUCCUGUUCCUGCCGGAGUCUCCUCGUUGGUUGUAUACCAACAACAAGCGCCAGGAGGCCAAGAACGUGCUGAGCAGACUUCACGCACAGGGCAACGCUGAGAGCGAGUGGGUCAAGCUGCAACUCAACGAGUACGAAGAGUUCCUCGAGCUGGAGGGCUCCGACAAGAAAUGGUGGGAUUACCGCGCGCUGUUCCGCAACAGGGCCUCCUUCUACCGGCUCACCUGCAACUGCCUUGUCUCGUGCUUUGGCCAGUGGGCGGGUAACGGUAUCGUCUCGUACUUCCUCAGCGCUUUUCUUGAUACGGCCGGCAUCCGGGGCGAAGCGACGCAGAUGAACGUCCAGAUGGGCAUGAACGCGAUUCAGAUUGUCUUUGCGGCUGCGGGCGCCUCCAUCGUCGACGGAGUCGGCCGUCGUCCCAUGCUCAUCGUCGUCAACAUCGUGUGCGGCCUGUGCUGGAUCGGCGUCAUUGUCCCUGCGUCCAUUGCCAACAUUGUCGACAAGGACGACAAGGCGGCCCAGGCCGCCAUUGACCCGAACGUGUCCCGCGCCAUGCUGGCGUGGGUCUACAUCUUCCAGAUUUGCUACUCCGCUGGUUGGACCCCCAUGCAGGCGCUCUACCCUGUUGAGGUCCUUAGUUACGAGAUCCGUGCCAAGGGCAUGGCUUUCAGUGGCCUCUUUACCAAUUUUGCCCUUCUCUCUAACCAGCUUGGUGUUCCCGUCGCUCUGAAGGACAUUCAAUGGAGAACCUAUAUUGUCUUCUGCGUUUGGUGCUUUAUUCAGGCGGGUAUCCUUUACUUCCUGGUUCCCGAGACCAAGAACCGCACCCUUGAGGAGCUCGAUAUCAUCUUCGCCGCCCCCAACCCCGUCAAAGCUUCCACGGCCAAGAAACUCUACGAAGUUGACGCGGACGCCAACAUCCUCCACGUCGACGAGGCCGCGCCCAGAGUCAGCGCAAUUUAA